AGUGGACUGCAGCUCUCUCUCUCUCCCCAGAAGCCAAGCGUCAGACUGCGUCUCGCCGAGCCCGGAUUCUCCCUAUCCCACGCCAAGAGGGCCAGCUGCUUUUCGGGGAGGGAAUCUGCCAUCGUCAGGCUCAGACAGUCCUGUCCCGAGGGGGCCGGGCCAACAGGAACACCCCUUUUUCAAACCAUGGGCACCUGCAGGAAAAGAUGCAAGAGGCAGAUCCUGAAAUUCGCCCAGUACGCCUACAGGAUAAUCACCGGCACACUCAGCACGGACAGUGUCGAUGAUGAACUCGAGCAGUCCAUGGUACGCCACCGCCCUGAGGCGCUGGAACACUUGGAGGCAGAGACCAAGUUUACAAAGAAGGAACUUCAGAUCCUCUACAGGGGCUUCAAGAAUGAAUGUCCAAGUGGGAUUGUUAAUGAGGAGACUUUUAAAAGCAUCUAUGCCCAGUUCUUCCCCCAGGGAGAUGCAUCGAGGUAUGCACAUUUUUUGUUCAAUGCAUUUGAUACAGAUCACAAUGGAUCUCUGAGUUUUGAAGACUUUGUCAUGGGCCUCUCCAUCUUGCUAAGGGGCUCGGUGCAGGAGAAGCUGAACUGGGCCUUCAAUCUGUAUGACAUAAACAAAGAUGGAUAUAUAACUAAAGAGGAAAUGCUGGACAUCAUGAGAGCCAUUUAUGACAUGAUGGGGAGAUGUACAUACCCGAUGCUGAAGGAAGAAGCCCCCAAACAGCACGUGGAACUGUUCUUCCAAAAAAUGGACAAAAAUCAGGAUGGUGUGGUAACCAUAGAUGAGUUCAUUGACUGCUGCCAAAAAGAUGAAAAUAUAAUGAGGUCCAUGCAGCUGUUUGAGAACGUCCUAUAACUGGAACCUAAUACGGAGUCCCCGUUCUCAUCCUUCAACAUACCCAGUACUUCCCAGGAUGUUCAACACAGUAUUGAAAGAUAGCGUUACGCGUUGCGGCACAUUUCUUAGUGUUUUAUGCAAACUGUGCUCAUUUGACUGUGCUCACAUUUUACAAUAUGCUGUAUAUUUUUGAAUGGUAAGAUUCAUUUUGGAAAUUUGAGGAGGGCGUAUUUGGUAUUCUAGCAUUUUUAAAUAUGAAUAGAAACAAGAAAUAUUCUCAUAUAAUUUUUAGGAUUGACUAUUGAUCCAGUAACCCAGCCAACUCCACCUUAUUUUCUUCUGUUACUGAAAAUCUUUGACUGGCUGCAUUAAACAGCAGUAUUAUGGCCAGACCUUUAUAACGAAGCAGAGUUAUAGCAUUCGAUUGAGCUGUCAUCUUUAUUGUUCCUUUGGAAGUUUCCAAGAGGGACACAUCUCCACAUCUUUUAAUCUUCUGUCAAUCAAGAGCAACCUUCCCUGAAAGAUAACUGUGUUAGACAAGUGUAUAAACAAAACAAAUGUAAGUGAUAUUUUAUGAUGUAUGAGUGAGUUGGAUGACAGUUUAUGAUUAUUUGCCAAUCAAAUUAGGUAGCUACAUGCUACUCAAGUCUUCAAGUCAAAAAGCAUAGCACAGUUCUUCAUUAAAUUUAGCAUACUGUACUUGAUAUUUCAUGAGCAAUGGCAGUGCUUUAUUACCUUAUGCAGAGCAACUUAUGGAAAAUAUGAAUCACAUAAAAUAACAUUCUAUACUGCUCUAUAAAUACUUUAUAAUACUGAAUUUUCUAAUGCUAAAGGUUGUGUAUGUGAUGUAAGCGUGGUCCAAUGUCCUAUCAUAGAUUGUAUGUACUUCCUGUUUAAAGUCUUGGCAGAUAUCGGAGUGUAGGUUUAAAUAGAAGCACACUGAUGCAGUAGUAUUUACCUCAAAUGCAGACGUAACAUGAAAUCCUAGCAUACUACUGAAGGCGAUUACAUUUUCUAAAUGUUUCUAUUCUAGAACUGGACGCAAGUUAUUCAUACGUAUUGCUUUAUUAAGUGCUUUCAUCCAUUGUUUUCACUGCUAUCUGCUGCAUGGUAAGCAAAACUGGACUACACAUGCAGGAUAAAUAUAAAUAAAUGCAGUGUUAUUUCUGGGAUGUGACACAGAGGACAAGGUACAUGUUUUUUAUUGUCUUGUAAAGCAAUCAUUAAAAUUAUUUUAAAAACUCA
Messenger RNA from Conger conger (European conger), 2091 nucleotides. RefSeq names its product Kv channel-interacting protein 4-like. The record is from RefSeq and is a predicted model, not a curated record. Lineage: Eukaryota; Metazoa; Chordata; Actinopteri; Anguilliformes; Congridae. Bases 187 to 864 code for a protein of 225 amino acids. Gene Ontology annotation, molecular function: potassium channel regulator activity; calcium ion binding. The transcript has 8 exons. Gene Ontology annotation, cellular component: voltage-gated potassium channel complex. Gene Ontology annotation, biological process: regulation of potassium ion transmembrane transport.